This is a messenger RNA of Penicillium manginii, 1416 nucleotides long. RefSeq lists its product as uncharacterized. NCBI's taxonomy places the organism in Eukaryota, Fungi, Ascomycota, Eurotiomycetes, Eurotiales, Aspergillaceae. The transcript has a single exon. Bases 1 to 1416 code for a protein of 471 amino acids. The record is from RefSeq and is a predicted model, not a curated record.
AUGGCUAAAAAAACACCUACACGCCUGAUGCUUAUUGCAGGGCUAUUGUCUGCGGUGAUCCUCGUCGCUAAACUUCAAUCCAACCAUCUCUACUUGCAAACGAAUUUUUUGUCCACGUAUCACUCCACGGAUGGUCCAUAUGGGCAAUCUGAGACAGCUUGCUCAGGCGUUCCCGGCAUCGAAACGUGGUCUCACUGUCAGGAUGGACAACCCGCAGACGAGGACGGAAGACGUCCUGAAUUCGAAAAAGAAAUGUCUCAAAUGCACCAUAUAUUAUAUUCAGUAUCGAGUCCCGACCGGAAGUAUUUUAAGAUCGAUUUUGGGAGAAGAUCCGUGAUGAAUCCCAGUAUCAUACCCCAUCCUGAAUUGCUUGACACCUGGAUCAUCACUGCACAACUUCAAAUCCCUCCUUCGGCUCGAAAGGCAUCAGUCUGGUAUGCUGAACUCGUCUGCAAUGCGGCGUUCUCGGAGGAUAAGCGAGUUCUGAGCUGUCUGGAACCACCACUGCAAUUGCCCAUACCAGCGACGUUUGGUGACGCCAGCAAGUGCGUCGGCGACCUUUCAUACUUUAGUCUCAGCGUUGGGCCUCAUGAUGCGAGGGUAUUCUACGGGCCCGAAAUUCCGUACACCAUAUAUGGCUCCAAUUCUUUCUUUUCGUGCUUUGGACAAUGGCUCUCCGAUUUUCGAAUCUUGGUGGACUGGGGCAUAGACACGAUACAUGAACACGAGUUCCUCCAGUAUCGUGAGCUCCAACGUCCAAUGCCAUGGAAUGCUGUUGAAAAGAAUUGGUUCCUUUUCUGGGACGACUUUGGACAAAUGUUCGUACACCAUGAUAUUGUACCGGUGCGAGUGUUUGCUAAACUCGAGCUAGAUGGCUCCGUUGGGCCCAACUUGGCUCUGGCGACCGCGACUUCUGACCAAGCGUGUCUCGAGAGAUUCUUGCCUGAGAGUACAAGCCUAACGGAGAGCAUUCAUCAAGCAACAAACUCGCUAGCUAUCACUCUAUGUGCACGAUCUGACCAAUCUUGCCAACCCGAUAUGACCAAUGCCUUUGUGCUUUUCAUCAUUCAACAAAAGACCUUACACGGUCUUCACCCCGUAUAUGAGCCAUAUGUCGUGCUUGCUCGGCGUUCAAUGCCAUACGAGAUUUAUGCGGUCUCGUCAAAACCAAUUUGGAUUUUUGGUCGCAAAACUGCCGCUGAACAGUCAGAUAUAUCUUCUUCAACAUUGUUCUCGGAAGAUUCCGAGAUGCUCUACGUGACCAGCAUCAGCUGGAAAAGCCAAGGCCAGAAGUAUCAUGGGUUUAUUGAUGACACGCUGUUCCUGGCAUUUGGCAGGGAGGACUCGGCCGCUGGCGGUAUCGACGUUACCGCAAGAGACCUCUUAGCAGAGCUGAGUAUGUGUGCAGGACUUUGA